Thrips palmi is the source of this 1227-nucleotide messenger RNA. RefSeq names its product chymotrypsinogen 2-like. The record is from RefSeq and is a predicted model, not a curated record. Gene Ontology annotation, molecular function: serine-type endopeptidase activity. Gene Ontology annotation, biological process: proteolysis. The transcript has 5 exons. NCBI's taxonomy places the organism in Eukaryota, Metazoa, Arthropoda, Insecta, Thysanoptera, Thripidae. Bases 83 to 832 code for a protein of 249 amino acids.
UUCGAUCUUCGAUAACGGUCGCGUGGUCCGGCAGUGCUGCAGUGCUGCAGUGCGGCCCGGCCCGCCUUCCACCGCGACCAGGAUGAGGCCGCUGCCGCUGCUCGGGGUGCUCGUCCUUCUCCAGGUCUACACAGGGAGUCGAGCCGGUGUCGUCUCGACCAGACACCACCAGCUAGGGGAGGAGGAUGGCGCGGCGGCCGUGUCCGUCCACAACGGCGCCAAGGCGGCGCUGGGCCAGUUCCCCUGGAUGCUGGCCGUGGUCGCCGACGGGGCGGCCUUCUGUGGCGGCGCCAUCAUCGCCGAGGACUGGGCGCUGACGAGCGGUCACUGCGUGGACGGGAUGCACUCGUUCUGGGUCACGGCGGGUUCGCUCCUCAGCCAGGACGGCGACGAACCGUCCCGCCAGCAGUUCUACACCACGACGUCCUUCAGGCACCCCACCUACAACGCCAGGUUCAAGGACAACGACAUCGGGCUCAUCCACCUCAACGCGGCUUUUACCUACGACCACUGCGACCCGGACGUCUCCCCCGACCUCAUGUUCGCCGAGCUGCAGGUGAGCCCGGGCCGCGUGUGCUACGACUUCUACGGCAGCGCGUGGCUGCUCAACAAGCUGUGCGUCGCCACGGGCGGGGACGGCAAGAGCAGCUGCAGGGGCGACGGCGGCAGCCCCCUGGCGCUGCGGGAGGCCGACGGCAACUGGACCGUCGUGGGGGUGGCGUCGUUCGGCGCGGCGGACGGCUGCACCCUCGGCCUGCCCGUCGUCUUCACGCGCGUCGCCUCCUUCCUGGCCUUCGUCGAGGAGGUCACCGCCAUCGAGGCGCGCAACUAGCGCGACUAGCGCGCGACUACCGCGCCCAGGCCCGCAGUGGGCCAGAAGAACGGUGGAGGCGGUCGAAACCCCGGACGCGUUUUGAGCUCCAGAGUCGCCAAAUGGGACUGGAACCGCACGUGUGACCCCACCAAUGGAUUGCUCGCUCUCCGUACGAGGAGUCCAUUGGUGGGGUCACACGUUCAGUUCCAGUCCUGUUUAGCGACUCUAGAGCGACCACGGUCACCAGAUGAAGGUGCCAACUCCGGCCAACUCUAAAAGUCUUAUGUUGAAGAUUCUCCCUAUUAUACUGGCAUGAUAGUGGUAUAGCCGACUGUGUACUUUACCUUGCGAAAUCGAAUUGAGUAAACAUUUAUUUGGCCUUCAUUUGUUCAUUAAAGAAAAACUUAUGGCUA